CGGGGCGCUGCGAUGUGCAGGAUGUCGUUCAAGAAAGAAACACCGCUUGCCAAUGCUGCAUUUUGGGCUGCAAGGAAAGGAAACCUGGCUCUCCUCCAGCUGCUGCUGAACAGUGGGCGAGUAGAUGUGGACUGCAAAGACAGUCUUGGCACCACAGCUCUGAUGGUAGCAUCUUACUAUGGCCACAUAGAUUGUGCACGGGAAUUGGUGUUGCAAGGAGCAGAUAUCAAUCUGCAGAGAGAGUCAGGUGCAACUUCUCUGUUCUUUGCUGCACAGCAAGGCCACAAUGAUAUAGUGAAGUUUCUCUUUGAAUUUGGAGCCUCCACUGAAUUUAAGACUAAAGAAGGAGGUACUGCUCUUCUAGCUGCUUCUCAGUACGGGCAUGCAAAAGUAGUGGAAACACUGUUGAAGCACGGUGCCAACAUUCACGAUCAACUUUAUGAUGGAGCCUCUGCAAUUUUUCUGGCGGCACAAGGAGGCUAUCUGGACGUCAUCCGAUUGCUGCUUUCCUCGGGAGCAAAGGUUAACCAGCCACGGCAGGAUGGGACGGCUCCCUUGUGGAUUGCGUCGCAGAUGGGUCACAGUGAGGUGGUGCGGGUAAUGCUGCUGCGGGGCGCCGAGCGGGACGCCGCGCGGGACGACGGUACAACUGCUUUACUGAAGGCUGCCAUUAAAGGGUACAACAAUGUGAUAGAAGAGUUGCUGAAAUUCUCUCCCACGCUUGGCCUGCUGAAGAAUGGGACCUCUGCUCUCCACGCAGCCGUCUUGAGUGGCAAUGCAAGGACAGUGGCACUGCUUCUUGAAGCAGGAGCAGACCCAUGCCUGAGGAACAAGGCAAAUGAACUGCCAGCAGAACUAACACAAAAUGAACGCAUACUCCGACUCCUCCGCAUGAAGGAAAAGCAAAGGAAAAGCUAAUGCACCCCUCCAGCAGAUGGUUUGACAGAGAUGUGCCCUGACCACAGCAACGUGAUGGUAAACCAGAAGGGCUUGUGGGAGCAGUUUGCAGAACUGAUUAGCCUCUCCAGUACACGCUUCCUGGACACACGAGGCCCUUGUCAUGGGGUUACCACAGACCAGGGCCUCCGCCUGGCAUCACUGAAUGCAGAAGGACUGCGAUGAGCGCAGGGUUUGGUCCGGGAGCUGUGUUUGCGCUGCAGCCCUGCCUGUACUCCAGGAUCCCACCGGUCCCAGCGCUGAUGUUUGCUCCCUUGUGUCUUCAGCAUCUGCAUCCCUGCUGUUUCAGACAUGGGUCCCCAUGCUGGCAUGGCUGUGCACCCGUAAUGGGUGCCUCGGGGUACAUGUGUGGAUCGGGAGCACUCAGCCCUUGUGCCAAAAGGAUGCCCUGACCUUGCAGCUGUUUGGAUGCAGCUAGUCCUGGAGCAGCCCCAUGGUGCUGCUGCUCUCCCUUUGCUGGCAGUGCCUGCUCAGACCAUUCCUCUCUACCUCCAAGUGUGCAUGGGCCUAGAGGUGAGAUUCCCACCUGUGACAUCCCAACAGGAAUAGUCCUCCUGCCAGCCCAGGGCUUUGGUAAAAUUUUGGCUGCUACAUGAAGCUCCAUAAAAAUCCAGAGCAUUACAAAUUGUGCCAAAAGCUGCAGACCAAACAGUAAGCAAGAUGUCCUCCUCAGCUGUAGCACCUUGUUCUGUCAGUCUGUCCAGCAACAGAGACCCAGCCGAGCAGUUGAUAGUAUUUUGCAAUGCGUACGCAGUGCUGUGUGGACCCAUCCCCAACCCUACAGGCUAUGUACAUGCAUUUCUGUGGGCAGGGGAGGACCAGGUCCUGAGCUAACCAAUCAGGGCAUAUAAUUGACUGGCGCAAGUACAUCAGAAAUGUAGCUGCCGGGCACAGCAGCACAGAUGCUCCACAAGUGGUAUAUGUAUGUUCCUCCCACACAUAUAUAUGACACUAUGAUUUAGUACCCACAACCACUAUGCAAUGCACUUGUUCCCCGGGUCUGUAACAGGAGUUAAGGCAGAAGUGCACAGUGUACAGGUGUUCAGCAGCUGGUGAGAGGGUUGCACAUAGCCACACUUGAACAGGCCCACUAAUUAAGGCAGGCAUGGAAAAUGAACUCUGAACAGUAAUUUUGGCCUUUGUUGUGGUUGAGACGCUUAAACAUGCUACUAGUGCCUGUGUGGGGAAGGCAGUGCAAAUUGUAGGUGGUUUGUGAAGAGCUGUUUCAACCAUAUUGCUAUAAAAUACCCCAAUAAACCCCAGUCAUUUUUGCAGUGUAAACUGUAUAUACUGUGUCCUCUUAGCCCCAAAAACAUUUGAGAUUAUUUUAGAGUGAGUUAAGUUAGUACAUAAAUCAGGGCACUUCACCUGCCUUCAAACCUUGCCAAAUUACUGAAAAAUGGCUUUAAAAGUUGAAGACAGAGAAGAUUGUAAGGAAACAAAAUAUGCCCUGCAUAAAAAAUGUCUGCCUAGGAUUCAGCUGGACUGUUGUGCUUUUGCUUCAGUGAGUUGAAAUAAAAAAAAAAAAAACCCACAACAAAACCCAAAACCUAUUAGUGAGCUGGCACAAAUUAAUGUAGUUUACUUAGUGCAUAUUAGCCAUAUAUAUUACGAAGUUGGUUGUGUGAGUACAUUAGGUAAGAAGUCAGGGUUCUGGUGAAGAGAACAGAGUGGGAGUACCUUUGCUUUGGAAAACUUGAAGUUGGAAAACUUUUAAGUUUUCCAACAGUAUAAGAAGACACCUGAAAAUAUCUAUUUGUUUAUGUAAUUAAUGUUGCUGUAUUUUAAAAUUAAAAUAAUGUGCCUAACAGAAACUUGCAGAUUAACUGGUGCAGAACCAAAGAAUUAUGCAAGAUGCUUACAGGAUUAUUGUAUCCAGGUUUAAGUUCUGCAUAAACUAAAAAAUACUGAGCAUGUGGAAGUUUCAAGAGCCUUAUCAGGAGCUUCAAGCUGCACAGCAUUACAUGGGACUGUACUCUUAACUGCUUUAACAAGGGACACUGGAGAGGAUAGCUUUAUUGGGACCCCCCAGGGGCUUGAAGAUGAACAGAAUUUUUUGGAGAAUGCUAGAGGGACUCUAGGCAGCCUGGCCUCAAUAUUGAUCUUUCUCCCUAAAAUUUCUUCAGAUCAACAGCUAGGAACAACCACACUCUUAAGAUUAAAAGCUCUUUCACGGUUCUAAAGGAGGAGGAUAAUCAUUAGAAAGUCUUCAGUAGUCAUGCUGGGUGAGCAAUAAAUAAUAUUAGACAGGCUGAGACAACAACAUGCAGGUGUCCAGUAUCUGUAGGUGGCCUCUCCUUUCUGCCAGGCAUAUUUUGUUGUGAGCAUGGUCUCACCCCAAAGGAGGCAGCUACUCAGCAGAGAGCUUCUUCUUGAAUUAUCCCUGUACAUGGGAAGAUGCAUGUCUGCUCCUCUCCAUUUAGAGUAGGACUUUUCAAGCUGUGUGUCCAGCUGCCUCUGUGGCUGGCCACCACAGCUGGAGCUCCCAGGCAACGAGUGAAGAACACCUGGGAUGCUGCAUCCCAUACAGAGCACUUGCUGACCUUCUGAGAGAAUGCAGUUACCAAGUCCUCUUUCUUUUUUUGUUUUGUUUUGUUGGGUUUUUUGAGUGAUAUUGGGCUAUGUCUGGCUUUUCUUACUUCUAAACAAAAUUUGAAACAUGGGGCUAGCACAGCUUGAAAGGAGAGGCUUUUAACUCCCUCCUCGCUCUCACUAGAGCUGGCUGAUAGGGCACACGGGCUGUGUGUGUGGAGCUCCAUGGUGUAGAACUGGCAGCAAAGUCUCUCUGCCCCAUUCAGGCUGAAGUUGACUCUAACUUCUGCGAAGUCACUGUUCAGCAACACAGGAUUUUUAGGCAUGGAAACCUUCCUGCUGGGAGCAUCUGUUUACUCUUGGAGCCUUUGAAGAGAGGGCUGGUUUUAGUUUUGGGUUCCCUGUAAUCAAAAGGUGCUUAUUCUGCCUGUAGAUGGGCUCAAAAGUUGCAAUACUGUUUCUCACCAUGCAAGUAACCUUUUCACACAGAUACCUUAAUAAUUUUUAGCAUUUAUAUAGCUGCUGUUAUCUUUAAAGAGCUCAGUAAAUACUGCUGUGGCUUGUUUGUUGUUCUAAACCGGAAACCUGUUUUCCCUUUAUGGCUGAAGUGAUUCACUAAUAUUGACAGUAGCUCUCUACAUAGUUGUAGUGCCUUUUGUGCAAGGCUUUCAGAGUGCUCUGCAGACACUGUUAACUUUGUAAGUUCCAAAAUGCAUUGCUGGGGAAGGCAGGGAAAUAGAUGUUCAUUUACACACCAGUGAAAUACAGCAGCUGUUCAUCAGUUCAUGUCAGUAGACAAGAGCAAAUCCAUUUCAUAGAUGGCAGGACGAAGGUAGGUAUCAUAUAAUAAUGUGAAAUAGAACUGGGACAGGAUAGCAGGCCAAAAUGGGAUUUGGGUUGGGUUUUAGGGUUCCUUUUCCCUCGAAAGGGCUAAUAUAUAUCCAUCUUACACCCCCAAAAAUGAGCUCCUCUAGUGGACUACUUUUAGGCUUGCCUCUGCACAUUCAGAUCCCAGGGCCCAGACUGCUGUCCUCUCCACCUGGAAUUUAUGCAGGUGCUGUAACCUGGUGACUUUUCAUCAGCUGCAAGUGAGUGCAAAGGAUGUGCAGCCAACAACAGGCUACAUAAAUGAGUCAAGACAAAGUAUACAGGAGCUUUCUUUUACUUCAUUAAUACCAAGCUAUUGUAGGAUGGGAAUGAACACAAGGUAAGGUCCAUGGUGUAUAGAGAAAAGUGGCAUCCCAUCAGUGACAUGGUAGUGGUAUAGCCUCAGAGAUCCCAAAUACAUGGAGCUCUUCUUUUGAGAUUAUCACUGCAGUGCCCAUCAUCUGCAUUUGAGAUGAUCACUGCAGUGCACAUAAGACAACUAUUUAGUUAUGACACAACAAAAGGGACUGUUGUGCCUCCUGACCUGGACAUGCUGUUCUUCCCCUGGAGUGAAGCACUAUUGAUCCACCCACCUUUGUUUGGUCUAGCAGAGCUGAGAGGAUUAUUGCACCAGAACAAACAGCUGCAGGUCAUAUUUAAUGCACUUUAACAAUUAUGAUUAUUUGCUCAGCCAGAGCCUAAUUGCAGGAAUGAUUCACGCUUCUUUAUUCUUUUAUUUAAUUGAAAAAUCAAUAAGAAAAUCAAAUCUCAUGUUAUCUCAGAAACUGUAGAACUCUUGUAUAGAAAACGAGGUAGCACAAACCCCAGCCCAUUUGUGCUUUGCUUAGUAUGAACACUGAACAGAUAUAAAAUACUGCCUUUGUCUGGAACCCUUGAGUCACUGGUGUUAAAAUGUUAACGUGUGCUACAAGUCCAACCAAAGAUUAUACACAAGGUUCUUUUUUCCAGCAGUGGAACAUUGUACUGCACACACGGAACUAAUGGGGUUGUGUCUUCUCACAGCAGCGCUGCAUUUGGUCACUGGGAUUGUCACAAUAGUCUAAUACUUUUCCGAAUUCCUGGGUUUGUUUUGACCUGUCUUUUUAUGCAUUGAUAAAACCUAUUUAAAUUUGUGUAACUCCAUGUAAGACUAAUAUUCUACAACAUGUUUCCGUCCCAUCAUUCUAAUAAAAAUGAAUAUACUACUCA
Molecule: messenger RNA, 5565 nt
Organism: Apus apus (common swift)
Lineage: Eukaryota; Metazoa; Chordata; Aves; Apodiformes; Apodidae
Gene: ANKRD29
Product: ankyrin repeat domain 29
Exons: 10
Coding region: 13-918 (301 amino acids)
Molecular function (GO): protein binding
Source: RefSeq, a predicted model, not a curated record